Drosophila navojoa is the source of this 1205-nucleotide messenger RNA. It is a transcript of the gene Nubp2, whose product is annotated as NUBP iron-sulfur cluster assembly factor 2. Gene Ontology annotation, cellular component: cytosol. NCBI's taxonomy places the organism in Eukaryota, Metazoa, Arthropoda, Insecta, Diptera, Drosophilidae. Gene Ontology annotation, biological process: iron-sulfur cluster assembly. The record is from RefSeq and is a predicted model, not a curated record. Gene Ontology annotation, molecular function: 4 iron, 4 sulfur cluster binding; ATP-dependent FeS chaperone activity; ATP binding.
GCCCUGGACAUCAGCUGCGACACUUGUUGUGUUUGCCUUAAAUGCUUAGUUUAUUGUGAAAUAGCAAUGCUGGACAAAGUAAGAAACGUUAUCGUUGUGCUCUCGGGCAAGGGUGGCGUGGGCAAAUCAACAGUUAGCACGCAAUUGGCGCUAGCAUUGCGAGCAACCGGUUAUAAGGUCGGUCUGUUGGAUAUAGAUCUGUGCGGUCCCAGUGUGCCACAUUUACUGGGCCUUGAGGGGCGUGACAUUUACCAGUGCGACGAUGGCUGGGUACCCAUUUAUACAGAUGAGAGUAAAACUCUUGCCGUCAUGUCCAUUGGAUUUUUGCUCAAGAACCGCAAUGAUCCCGUCAUUUGGCGAGGACCCAAAAAGACUAUGAUGAUUAAGCAGUUUCUUACCGAUGUCAAAUGGGAGGAUCUUGACUAUUUAAUCAUUGACACUCCGCCUGGCACCUCGGACGAGCACAUCACGGUUAUGGAAUGCCUGCGCGAGGUGCCUUGUAAUGGUGCAAUCAUUGUGACAACGCCGCAGGGCGUGGCCUUGGAUGAUGUGCGCAAAGAAUUAACCUUCUGCAAAAAGACCGGCAUUAAGGUGCUGGGCAUUGUGGAGAAUAUGAGUGGUUUCGUUUGUCCGCACUGCAACGAUUGCACGAACAUCUUUUCGUCGUUAGGCGGCACGGAACUGGCGCAGUUGGCUCAGGUGCCACUUUUGGGCACCCUGCCCAUCGAUCCGCGAGUUGGCGUUUUGGCAGGCAGCACCGCAUCGGUUUUGAACGAGCUCGCAGAUUCCAGCACGGCGCAAGUAUUGCGCAGCAUUGUCCAACAUUUGGAUGGAUUGACAGCAGUGCCAACGUCCGCUUAGACGGACAGUGAGUGGCACCCACUUGCCCCCUUUCCCAUAAAUCAGAGACUUAAUUUCUUCAGUUUUUCGCUUUAUUUUAUUUUUAUGUAUUAUGUAUUUGGGGGAGAGAUGCUAGAAAUGCUUCUUAUUCUACUCUUUUUGGUAUAUCAAUUAUUUUAGUUUUUGUUUCAUUUGUUUAAUAUAUAUAUUUCAAUGUUUUAUAAUACAAUUUAUCACAAUGCAUUGUUUAAUUAAGAAAUAACUGUCUCAGAUUGUCUGUAUUCUAAUGCACAGAAGCCCCUUUUAAUGUGGGCAAAAUGGGGCAUGGCCUCAUCAAACACAGUCAUUUCCUAUCGUAUAUGUAU